AUGGAACGAGUUCGACGAUGUGAUCCAUACGCGAUUCCCGUCUGCGAAGACAUCGUUGAACGCCUUGAGAUUCUACAAGAUCUUGUCGAUCACAAAGUCAAGCUUUCAUGGAGCUCUUGCUAUCAAGAUUUCUGGAUGAGAAGCCUUGUCUACGCAAAUGGCGACAAAUUGGUGCCUGAACUCGAGAAAAACAAGCUUUCACUUGCGCAAGGAUUGGGACCCGGACCAAAGAAUUGGAAAAUCGAGAACUUCGUUGAUGCCGAUGACUUAGAUGCACUAUACGACUUGAAAUUGAAGCCGACGGACGAUGGCGUUUUCCUUUGUUUGCCAAUCGCCAUUCUAUUUCCGAAUCGUGUACUUGGAAUACGUGACUGUCGCGAUUGGGGAGAUGACGCUACUAGGGCCGAUCGACACCAAACAGCCAAGAAUCAAAUUCAGAUAGCCGUCAAGAAUCAAAAUGUACACCAGCACAUGCCGGCUCCAUGGAAAAAACACGGUGAUGUGGUUGUUCUGAAGCCUUUGACAGAAACGGGUGAUUGGAUUCGAGUCAUCAUUCUUGCACACGCCGGCUCUGAAGAUCGAGAAGAGGAAGAAUGGUUGGUGGCACCGGUUGAUGCUUACGCUAUCGGAGAGGAACUGACCUGGAAAAUCCAUCAGCAUCGACUUUAUGUUCUCCCAAAGGACAUUUCGCUUUCUGCUUUGCCCUGCGAUUUAUUCACUGCCAAUCUACGUGGACUUGACACUUUGCGAUUUGGAAUGGGUCCCUAUGUUCGAAUGAUCCUGGACGAAUACAUCACGAAACCGCUGACUCUAAGACAACAUCGCAGUGUGGGAAUCAUCGACCAAGAGCCCGAACAAGACGUGAAUGUCGAUUUCUUGAUUAUGGUGGAUCAUGAAAACGGAAUCGAAACUCCAAUUAUCAAGUUUGACUCAUGGCAUCCCUUCUUUCUCACCAAUUACCAUACAAUGCCACGUCGCCCAAAUAUUCGCGAAUUGAUGCGCACAAUCUGGGAUUAUGGCGUAAUCCACCAAAUUCUACCGAACUACUACGUGGCUUCGGAUGAGGAUAAUGGAUGUAAUCGAUUCGACUGCCGAAAUGUUGAUUGCUUUAUGAUUGGACGACACAAUGUUCCAUAUCCAGACGUCGAUGUGAAGCUU
Molecule: messenger RNA, 1158 nt
Organism: Mesorhabditis belari
Lineage: Eukaryota; Metazoa; Nematoda; Chromadorea; Rhabditida; Rhabditidae
Source: the annotation of a GenBank genome assembly